AAAACUGGAUGGAAAAUUCUCCUGCUCACUCAGAUCUCAGCCCAGUACUCACAGCCCUACCCCUCUGUCCUUAGUACGGUUCUGCUCCCAUCCCAGCUGUUAGACACAAUGAUAGACCUGAGGACUUUGUUUUUCACCAUUAUUCUGGUACCGUGGAUGCUCUCUUCUGCAGCAAGAAAUGGAUACAUGGAAGCAAGGAAACCUAAGAAAGAGGUUGUGACCAUCCCAGACUAUGACACCACUGGAGACUCAGAUACAAGCCCAGCAGCAGCUCCGAAAGAUGAGGGUGAGCUGCCCACGUGCCUACUGUGUGUGUGUCUGACUGGGUCAGUAUACUGUGAGGAGGUCUCCCCUGAGAUGACAGCAGUUCCAUCCCUGCCCAAGGAAACUGCCUAUCUCUACGCACGCUACAACAAAAUCACAAAAAUCACCAACAAAGACUUUGCAGACAUUGCAACUUUGAGAAGAAUCGAUCUGACUGGGAACCUCAUCUCUGAGAUAGAAGACGGAGCUUUCUCAAAGCUUGCCCUCCUUGAAGAGCUCAAUCUCUCAGAGAACAAGCUGGCCAAACUACCCAUGUUACCUGCCAAACUCAUAUCCUUCAAUGCCAAUUACAACCAGCUUAAAACCAAGGGUAUAAAGUCAACUGCUUUUAAGAAACUCACCAAGAUGGCGUACCUCUACCUUGGCAAUAACGAGCUGGAGGCAAUCCCACAACUUCCAGAGAGUCUCCACAUUGUGCACCUAUAUAACAAUAAGAUCACCACGCUAUCGGAUGAGACCUUCUGCCAAGGCAACAACACUCAGUACAUCAGAGCCAACAUGGAGGAGGUGAGACUGGAUGGCAACCCUCUGAUGCUGGCCAAGCAUCCCAACAGCUUUGUUUGCCUCAGGGCCCUGCCCAUUGGACUGUACCACUGAACCAGUGGGAUACAGUCUAGUGAGGACCACAAUACUAGUGAGGGGUUCCCUUGUGAAAAGGGCCAACUAAUGUAAUACACAAGUCAAUAGACCAUAGCGCAGCAGUGGCAUGUAAUAUGAGAAGUGUGUACUGGUAUGUUACGAUAUAUAGAGCAGCGCUAUGUAAUAUGAGAAGUGUGUACUGGUAUGUUACGAUAUAUAGAGCAGCGCUAUGUAAUAUGAGAAGUGUGUACUGGUAUGUUACGAUAUAUAGAGCAGCGCUAUGUAAUAUGAGAAGUGUGUACUGGUAUGUUACGAUAUAUAGAGCAGCGCUAUGUAAUAUGAGAAGUGUGUACUGGUAUGUUACGAUAUAUAGAGCAGCGCUAUGUAAUAUGAGAAAUGUGUUUGUUUUGUAAGUUACAAUUGAAUGUCUCUUAGGUCAUCUUACCAGCCAUGAUUGGUUAAAUUGGUUUCCUCUUAAGUAGGACAGGAGUUCUUACACAACAUAACUAUAUGCACAAUACUCUUUUGACCAUUUUUUAUCAAUGUUUUAUAUUUCCAAUAACACAUCUGGAAAUUGCAUCCGUUGCAUUCAUCUACUUUAAAUAAUAAUGGCUAAUAAAUGUACAUAAAGUAACUACAAUUUGCCAACAUUUGAAACUGUUUACCUAUAUUUUAAAUGGGUAUAACAUGUCAUUUGACGUAAAUGUUUUUAAUAUAAAAUGAUUAAAACGACACUGCGAUGCC
Oncorhynchus nerka (sockeye salmon) is the source of this 1647-nucleotide messenger RNA. RefSeq names its product osteoglycin, paralog b (gene ognb). Gene Ontology annotation, cellular component: extracellular matrix. Gene Ontology annotation, biological process: bone development; articular cartilage development. The transcript has 6 exons. Bases 109 to 921 code for a protein of 270 amino acids. Lineage: Eukaryota; Metazoa; Chordata; Actinopteri; Salmoniformes; Salmonidae. Gene Ontology annotation, molecular function: protein binding. The record is from RefSeq and is a predicted model, not a curated record.